AUGAUGGGUGUUGCUUCAACAAUAAUGGCAUUUUUUACAAGGCUUGUAUUUGCAACACAUGCAAUUGUUUCAAUUGGAUUAUUAAUUAUUCUAACGGAUAGUUAUAUGUUUUUAUAUUUGGCAAUUCCAAUACUGUUAUUAUUUUUUGAGGCAAUAUUUACGGUGGUCAUUAAUUCAAACAAAGAAUGGAAAUGGUUUUGUCCAUCAAUAUUUUUAUAUCUUGCAAGUGUUGUACCAGCAAUAAUAUUUCUUGAAUUAUACAGAAGAGGAGAAAUUCCAGAUAUUAUGAAAUCAAAUAAAACAUUACUACCAUUACCAAUCAACGAUCGAGAACUUAAUUUAAAGGGAUUAUCAUCAACAAUAUCAAAUGAAACUCAAAGAAUUGUAGAUAUUAAUUUGACAGAGAUACCAAGUGAAAUGGGAAUCGACAUUAUUGGACAAGCCUUGAUGCUAAUAUUAAUUUUGGGUCGUUGGUUAUUACCAAAGGGCCAAUUAACACGUGAUGAACUGAGUCAACUUUUGUUGGUUUACAUUGGUACAUCUGCUGAUAUUAUUGAAUUUUUUGGAUCAACAAGAGCACCACCAAUAUCAACCGAUAAAAAUCUUGUUCUUCUUGUAAUGUCUAUUUGGACAUGGUGUCUUUUACAAUUUACCAUUGUUUUGACAUCAACAAAAUCAAAAAAAAAAUCAACAAAUAAUUCUUGUAGUAAUAUUGAAAUUUGGACAAUCAUCUUCAACAUCAUGCUUCAAGAUGGACCAUUUUUAGUCUUUCGAAUGAUUUUAAUAUUCCAUUAUGGAUUUAAAGAUUAUACUAAUUAUUUUUUUAGCAGUAAAAAUGUUCUUGUUAUAUUUUUUCAAUUUUAUCGACUUGUUAUUGUUUUGAGUGAAACGAGACAAAAAAAUUUACGUAUAAAAAAAAAAUACAAGAGAAGAGAAGAUUUAUUGCCAAAAAGUUUUGAUGAUGAAAUUGAAAAUCCAAGCGAGUCUGAAAGUGAUUUAGAAAAAAGGUAA
This is a messenger RNA of Aphidius gifuensis, 1011 nucleotides long. Its product is annotated as transmembrane protein 26-like. The record is from RefSeq and is a predicted model, not a curated record. NCBI's taxonomy places the organism in Eukaryota, Metazoa, Arthropoda, Insecta, Hymenoptera, Braconidae. The transcript is spliced from 6 exons. The coding region runs from base 1 to 1011 and encodes 336 amino acids.